AACUUUUUCGAAGUUGUGUCAUCUCAGAUGAUGGGUCAUGUGAGACCGAGGCGUUAUAAGCAUUCGUCUCUCUGUUUUUCUCCCACUCAGCUCUGAUUCUUCGCAUUGGAUUCUCAGGAGCCAGAAUGUUGGCUUUAGUGAUUAUUACCGGACUGCUGGCUUUUGCCUCUAGCAAGCCGUGUGAUACUGAAGGAUCCAAUUCUGAGCUGCUCCUGACACUCAACAGGAAUCUUGUUCAUUCUCUGGAAAGUCCAGAAGGACUUCCCAAUCCCAGCGUUCACCUGGGUCUUCGACUGUCUCAUCACCACAACCAAGCCAAGGAGACAGAUCACCUCAACAAACUGAAAAAUGAACUUCACGAUGACAUUCAAACCUCACUCUCAAACGGCCAGGCUGUGACUGGCAUCAUGGCGCUGUAUAGUCUUGCCCUGAAGUCCUCCUGCUAUGACCUCAACACCAUCAGCUUCACUGCAGAUGACAAGAGUGAGACACUGCUGACACACCUGAAGAGGCAGAUGGAGCAGGAGAAAGAGCACAUCGGCUUCAGCCACCGCCCUUUGACCAACUAUUACCAGUACAGCCUGGGUGUGCUUGCUCUCUGUGUGAGUGGCAUAAGGGUCAGCAACCAUGUCAGCCACAAGCUCAUCAAAGCAGCAGACAAUGAGCACUUCAAACACGGAGAAACCGAGAGCAUUGAUACCUAUGCUAUGGCUGGCAUGGCCCUUCAGUGCGUGAAGAACUCUGGAUCAUAUUCACACAAUGCAGAGGAGCUGAAUUUAACUCUCAACAAGAUCAAGCAGAAGCUUCUGGCCUCUCGUAGAUCUGACGGUCAUAUUGGCAAUGAGUUCAGCACGGGUCUGGCAGUUCAAGCUUUACUGGCAAUGGGCAGUGAGGUUGGAGAUUGUUCUGCCUCAAUGGAGGCCAUGAGAACAGCUGCCAGAAGCAACACCUACCACAACCCCAUGGCUAUUUCUCAGACUCUGCCGGCGCUCCAGAGGAAAACCUACCUGUCGGUAAAAACUCUGGACUGCCUCAAUGAGGAUGACACACUGGUGCUGGAGCCUGUAGACCCUGCUGUGGUUUUACCAAGUGAGACCAAAGUGAAUGUGAUGAUGGAGGUGGUGACUGCUAGCGGAGCUGCAGCUGCAUACUCUGUGGACGUGCCAAAGGGCAGCUCCCUGCUGGAAGCCCUGGAGCUGCUUGAGAGGAAGAAUGUUGGCUUCACAUUUCAGAAGGAAUCCAGUCAGUGGGGACCAUUCUUAAGCGCUGUAAACGGAGAGCAGGCCAGACAAAGCGACCGCAGAUACUGGCACCUUUCUUCUGAUGGCACGGCUCUCACUGAGGGUGUUGGCGACUUCAAGAUCAACGCUACUCAAAAGAUCACCAUCAAAAACACAAGUUACUGAUAAUGUUGCUCUAACGACAAAUUCUUUACCUUCAAAUCUUUUCUGGCACUAUUUUGAUCUGUGAUUAUAGCUAAAUUGUCUGCUGCUAUCGUUUAUUUAUGCAUUCAUAAAUGGCUUGCAUAAAACUGUAAUUUGGGA
Xiphophorus couchianus (Monterrey platyfish) is the source of this 1544-nucleotide messenger RNA. RefSeq names its product transcobalamin II (gene tcn2). The record is from RefSeq and is a predicted model, not a curated record. NCBI's taxonomy places the organism in Eukaryota, Metazoa, Chordata, Actinopteri, Cyprinodontiformes, Poeciliidae. Gene Ontology annotation, biological process: cobalamin transport. Gene Ontology annotation, molecular function: cobalamin binding. The transcript has 10 exons. Bases 126 to 1406 code for a protein of 426 amino acids.